Messenger RNA from Pseudo-nitzschia multistriata, 922 nucleotides. The record is from the annotation of a GenBank genome assembly. NCBI's taxonomy places the organism in Eukaryota, Bacillariophyta, Bacillariophyceae, Bacillariales, Bacillariaceae.
CACACCUGGCAAAAAUCAGGCGGGUGCAAACACAAACCAUUCGACCCCACAAGUCUCGAACCAAUUGGUGUGCUGCCAUCGAUACGCAGAAACCUUGCUCCCACAAAAAGCCAAAAAAAAGAACCAGAACGGCCGCGAUUCCGCAUCGCAGGAACUCUUCGCAAAGAAAGCAAACCCAAUCGCAACGCCGCCCGCCACGCGCACAGCCCACGGCGAAAACACACCCAGCAUCGCUGCGGCCGAUACCAUUCGACUCGGCCCACAAACAAACCCCAAAACAAAGACGCACACGCCACAAUGGCCGGGACAGCGGGACUCGCCCGAGCGGCCGCUCGGUCCCUGGGGUUGCCACUGUCAUCUCCCGCGGCGCGAAGCGUCCCCCGGCGGGCCUUCGGGGUCACCCCCCUGGGCAGCCUCCCGAUGAAGGCGGGGACGGAGCUCGAGAGCCUUUCCAUCUUCAAGGGCCAGCCGGCCCCCGUCGUCGCCGAACGGGCCGAGUACCCCUCCUGGGUGGCCGAGCUCCCGACCCCCCAGCCGAGCCUGGCCGCCCUGAGGAAAAUCCCCAACGAGGAAGCGGACCUGGACCAGAUCAAGCGGUACCUGAAGCUGACCCGUCGCCAGGCGGUCCGCCAGCGGAACGAGGAGUCCGCGGCCUAGGCGGAGCGGAAGGGGAGCAAAACGCACGAACAAAGCAAAACAAAACAAAACAAAACAAAACCAAACAAAACAAAGCAGAUUUCUUAUGGUUUCGAUCCCAACUCGCCUUUCUUCUUCCGUGGCAUGCUUGCCCUGAGGAGCAACGUGCAAAAGUUUUCGAUGCCGUGUGCGGUGAGAUUUAGUGUGUUGUACCAUGCUACCAAAGCAGAAUCGAAGAUAAGGUAAUCAGCUUUUAAAACUAUUAUAAUCAAUCCAUUCCAUUCCA